Messenger RNA from Ostreobium quekettii, 1527 nucleotides. The record is from the annotation of a GenBank genome assembly. NCBI's taxonomy places the organism in Eukaryota, Viridiplantae, Chlorophyta, Ulvophyceae, Bryopsidales, Ostreobiaceae.
AUGGCGGGAUCUUUCCGAGGCGCCCAGAGGCCGUCGGGAGGCGUCAGGUGGCCUGGCGCACUCCAGCGCAUCCCGAACGCCGUCCGAUUGCGAGUGUCCAUUCCAGAGGCCAGCCCCAGAUCGGGGCGAGGGGCCGAUGAGGAGACGCUGCCGGCCGGGCUGGAGGACCUGCCCCUGCCAGAAGGAGACAUGGGCCUGCCCCUGGUUGGUAACUCACUCGAAUUUUUCAAAGACAAGAGUGCCUUCGUUGCUGGCCGUAUAAACAAGUACGGUCCUGUCAGUAAGGCCUUGGUGUUCGGAAAGCCAUCCGUCUUCGUUGGUGGUAUCGAUCUGCUUGAAAAGAUACUUGUAAAGGAGCCGGACCUCCUGGUACAGGGUCCCUUUUCAAAUCUUGAGAAGCUCGCGGGGCCCAAUUCCGUGAUGAGCUUGAACGGGGAAGAUCAUCAUAAGAUGAGGAUGCUGCUAGGCCCGCCCUUCACAAAGAAGGGCGUGCACUCGCGCGUGCCUGAAAUUGCAAGGCUGGCAGAGGAGCAGUGCAUGGAAUGGUCCCAAAGAAGCUCAGUUCUCUUUGUCGAGGAGGUCCGACGUUAUGCAUUCGGCGUGCUGACGGAAGCGGCGCUGGGCCUCAAGUACCCCCUGGCGGGCAAGUGGACCAAGGACGCCGUGCUGGACGUCUUUCGCGCGUGGACGGCCGGGCUGUUUUCGUUCGGAAUCGACCUGCCGUUCACGAAAUUCGGGAAGGCCAUGCAGUGCAGGAGCAUGUUGCUUGAGAUGAUCAACAAGGUGACGAAAGAGGUUCUGGAAGAUGACGAACACGAAGGGGGCCUUAAAUCAAUACUGCUUGCUCAGGACGAGCAGGGAAACGGCCUUACGAAAGAGCAGCGAGAGGAUAGCCUGCUCUUGCUUCUCUUUGCUGGCUACGACACAACUGCGUCAACGCUAUCAAUGGCAAUGCUGCUGUUGGCACGGAACCCGCAAGUCUGGGAGAGAAUGAAGGAGGAGCAGGCGGCCAUCGUGGCCGAGCACGGUCCCGACAUGACCCCCGAGGCCGUCGAAGCCAUGGCCUACACGGACGCUGUCGUCCAAGAAACCAUGCGCGUGCGCCCGGCCUCCUCGGGCGGCAUCCGGGUCGCGGCCAAGACCUUCCAGCUCAACGGCCGCCGCGUGCCCAAGGGCUGGACCGUGUUCCCAUCCACGGCCGUCACCGCGUCGCUCUUCGACCCCCGCUGGCCCCAGGACACAGAGUUCCGCCCCGAGCGGCACCUUGGGGCCCAGGGGGCGGAGGCCAGGCCGCACAUGGCCUUCGGCAUCGGCGCCCACAUGUGCCUGGGCUGGUACCUGUCCCUCGUGGAGGCCAAGGUGCUGCUGGCCACCUUGGCCAGGGGUUACGAGUUCACCGUCGCGGACGCCCACCCCCGGAUCACCGUCUUGCCCAUGCCGCAGCCGGCGGACGGCCUUCCGAUUAUGGUGAAGUCACGCUCAGCUCUCCCCGCCCGUCGACGGUGGAACGCCGGCCCGGAACAGUGA